UAUUACAUGGACACAAGCACAUAGGUAUGUGCUAGUCAACACAGAUGUCGUCACACCAUUUCAGAACCAACACCUUGAAAUACUUGCGCGGGAAAUGCCUCGAAGAGCAAAUCAUUAUAUUAGAAAAGUCCACAAUGAGACCUUUCACAUAUGGUUUAAAACUUAUGUUCAGACACAAAUGCAAACCACCAAUGCUGUAUUCUCUGAAGAAAUUAUCAAUUUGGCUAAUGGUCCAGAUCAAUUUGCACGAAGAUUCAAGGGAUAUGUAAUCAAUGGCUCCAAAUUUCGUACGAAAGAAAGUGAAAAAAAUAGAACCACUCAAAAUUCUGGGGUUGUUUUGAAAGCAGACACUAUGAGUUAUGCAAGUGCUAGGGACAAUAAUCCUCGCUUAGGUGAUGUCAUCUUUUAUGGUGUGUUGACAGAUGUGGUUGAGAUUCGAUAUACCAAUGCCAUGAAAUUUGUUUUGUUCAAGUGUGAUUGGGUUAAUGGUCUUGGUGGAGUGAAAGAAGAUGAGUUUAAAUUCACGUUAGUGAAUUUUAAUCAUUUGUUAUACAGAGAUAAUGCAAUAGGGGAUGAGCCUUUCAUCUUAGCACAACAGGCAAAGCAAGUUUGUUAUGUACAGGACCCAGUGGAUCCAAAUUGGCAUGUUGUUCUUAAUAUGACUGUUAGAGAUCUAUUUGAUAUGUAUUCAAAAGAUUCUUAUCACAGUCCGGCGAUGGUGCCUCAAGUUGAGUUAUAUGCACCCCAGCAAUUGGACGAAACUAUUUAUUUGAAUGAUGAAGAUGUUGGUUGGGUGAGGGAAGGAGUAGAUGGAACGACAGUAGACACGAAUGUUCAGAUAGAAGAAGCUGAGAUGGAAGAAUGUGACUGAAAAUGCUUAUCAAUGCCUUUCUUCAAAUAGUUUAUUGACAUUGUUUAUUGCUAAAUUUUUCUAAUUAUUAUAAUACAUUAUUCAUCAAUAAUUCUAGUAGUUACUCUUCUAUAUAAUGCUAGCUCAUCUAUAUGUAUAAAUAUAUAUAUUUAAAAUGUAAGAACAGCAAACUACAUAUGAAGUGUGCUAGCUUUUACAGGUAAUUGUUUUUUUUUUUUUUUUUUUUUCUGAACAGGUAAUUGGUUAUACAUGUCAAUUCUUUUAAGAGGAAUCAUUAUGUAUAUUAAUUUUUUUUUUUCUCUUAUUGCAACAGAUUAUGGCCCCCAAGAGACUAAGAGAACAAUCAAUGGAGGAAUUGAUUCCCGCAUCUCCUGUGAGAGCUAAAAAGAGUAGGUCACAAGCACGAUCAUCUCAACUACAUGGAUCAAUUUCGAGUCAGCCUCAACUUGUUGCAUCUAGGCGGCCUCAACCUACCACAUCGAAUCAAUCUCAACGACAAGCACCAUCUAUGUCUGUUCAAUCUCAACAACAAGCAUCAACUGUGAGACUGACACGGUCUCAAGAGACACAACAAUGUCACCCCAAUUUGUCUACUCCUAGUCAUGAGGACGAGCCUUUGAUAACGCCAUCAGAUGAAACAGGUGAAAUUGAGCCUACCAUGAACGGUCGGGGUGCUGCUUGUUCUAUUGCUGAAUGGGGGACUGGAACAAAAUUGCACAUUGAUUUUGAUACUAAAUGGAAAUGGAAGCCAAUAAAAGAAAAUGCACAAAAAUUUAGUACACAACUGGGAGUUAUAGCACGAAAUGCCCGAAAGGUCCCUUUGACAAAAGUUUCAUGGAGUGGUAUGCCUGAUCAUAUAUUAGAUGACAUUUGGAAAGAUGUGCAGGAUAACACGGAUGUCCCUGACGCAUAUAGACCCCAUUGCUUAAAGAUUGUUGGUAACAGAUGGAGAGAUUGGAAAUGUCGGCUUAAGAAAGAAUGGUAUGACAAAUAUGAGACCAAUGAAGAGCGUUUAGCCAUCACUCCUCCUCAAGUCCCUACAGACCAAUGGAAGAUACUUGUAAAGUAUUGGGGUCUGCCUGAUGUUAAGGAAUGUUCUGAAGCAAAUAAGGCUAAUCGUGCACUAGGAAGUGCCCCUCAUAGGACCGGUCGUACUUCUUUUGCUCAAGUGAAAAAUCAGGUAAGAGUACUAAUAUGAAUUUUUUAUUUUUUAUUUUUUAGCAGUGAUUCCAGAUUUUAAAUUCAUUAUUCAUUCAUUUGUGAGUAUAAUCUAGUUAUUUAGGAAAAAAUCUAUGGCCAAACUUGACAACAUUAUUAUAAAGAAAUUUUUUAUUACUAACAUGGUUAAAUUUCCUUUGUUAUUAAGAUGGAAGAGAAAGGAGA
Prunus persica (peach) is the source of this 2254-nucleotide messenger RNA. RefSeq lists its product as uncharacterized. The transcript is spliced from 6 exons. The coding region runs from base 1188 to 2069 and encodes 293 amino acids. NCBI's taxonomy places the organism in Eukaryota, Viridiplantae, Streptophyta, Magnoliopsida, Rosales, Rosaceae. The record is from RefSeq and is a predicted model, not a curated record.